Molecule: messenger RNA, 3688 nt
Organism: Limulus polyphemus (Atlantic horseshoe crab)
Lineage: Eukaryota; Metazoa; Arthropoda; Merostomata; Xiphosura; Limulidae
Product: zinc finger protein GLIS3-like
Exons: 10
Coding region: 163-3594 (1143 amino acids)
Biological process (GO): regulation of transcription by RNA polymerase II
Cellular component (GO): nucleus
Molecular function (GO): DNA-binding transcription factor activity, RNA polymerase II-specific; RNA polymerase II cis-regulatory region sequence-specific DNA binding
Source: RefSeq, a predicted model, not a curated record
GGAGCGAGAUGUAUAAUAUUAUUAUAUGGGGACAAUUUUUAAAUAUUUUAAUAGUUCACCAACUAGUCUUCCACCUGUUUUUAAGGACUACACUUGUUCGAGAAACCAAUGAACUAACUAUCAGAGUUAUAUGAAACCUGGCUGGAUUUUGUGCGAAGCAGGAUGACAGGCCGCAGAGAUAUCUUCGAUCAAAGGUCUAAAGAGUCCGAAAAAAAUACGUCUGGAAUAGUAAAGAAAGACAUUAUGACAGUCAACGGAUUCCUUUUGGAUGACCUCCCAUCUAGUGGCACAACAAGCAUAACUAACAAUGAUUCUUUACGAUUCGACCCUGAUAUAAAUGUGCAAACACCAGCUUAUAACUUUCAAUGCAUUUCUGUUUCAAACGUAGAUUCUGUUCCCAAAAGUUCCACGUUAGUUUUCAGUAAUAGUUUAGAGAAAUUAUCAUCAGAUGGCACACAAAAAUUCCAGACUCCAUGUAGACUAUCUCCAGUGCAGUCAUUUAUUGUGGAUAAUUUGUCUAAUACAGAAAGACCAGCCACAGAAAUGAAUAAUACAUUUAAUGUGGCACAAACGAAUCUUGCCAUGAACUCUUUAAAACGAAUAGCCCAAGAGAAGGUAAACAGAAGUCAAAGUGCGCGACUUGCUCCUCAGAGGGGGUUUCACCGAAUGCCACCAAUGCUGCCAAGUUGCCAGUAUGCCCAAUCACCAAAGGUGCCAAUGGUGAUAACUGGUUAUAAUAACCUAGCUGUUGGGUAUUUUAUUAAUCCUCCUCAAAUUACAACGACAGGUUCCACAGUUGACUAUAGACCGUUCACAUCAACUCAAGCUAGGACAUCCCAUCAGGUCGACAGUGAGGAAACAACACUGUCUUCUGUUCAGGUGCUACCCAAAAUGCACUUAGACAUUUUAUCUUCCCCAGGAGUUGCCAGUGUAAGUUCUCCAGAUAGUUUUACGCUAAGCACCAACCCAAGUCCUGGGUGUUCUGGUCUUUCUAGUGAACUGAGUCCAUUUUCAUUCGUAACAUCUCAUCUGUCGGGAGACUGUAACCAGAACCUAGACAGUUCUUCAUAUCUCAAUUCGCCUUCUUGUCACCAAUCGGUAGUAGAUCCUCUCAUUAGCUCCUUCGCUUCUGCAUCGGAAGACAUCCAGGAAUUCUGUGACAAUAGUACGGACAAUUUUUUAAACUGUCAGAACCCUGUGUUGGAUUCCCUUCUCUCUGCACCAUCUUCCGAACCAAUUUUUAGUAGUGUUGCUGAAUCUGACUUACUCGCAACUACGACAUAUUCGGGAAGUAUUCUUGGCUUUUCUGACUUUCAGUUUGGUUCUCAGGAGUCUUCUGUUGGCCAAAGCGAUCUUUCUUCCAUUCUUCUACAGCAACAAGAGCCGUUACUAACCGGUCCUGUGACUACUCCGUCUGACCCAAAUUCUUCUGCACUUUCACCAGCUACGAGCAACACGACUUUCUCUUAUCCACCUUGUACGUCAAGUCAAGAGGUCAAGGAAGAAACAACGUGGAGCAGAUAUCCGGUUUUGCCUCCAGUUGGGAACAAUCAAACAAGCAUUAGUGAGUUUGCACUACCCUAUAGCAACGUCAUGCCACCCAGCAGCGCUUUGUGUCAUUAUUCUGGAGCCCAGAGCUCUUUAUCAGGGUAUCAUUCGAGCUGUGCAGAAAUGUACCCAUCCAUGUCUAACUUUGUCAAUCCUCACCAUUCUGCAAGGUCAUCAUAUUCGGGUCGGGGCUCACGUAUGACUGGAAAAAGAGCUCUGUCAAUAUCUCCUUUGUCAUCGGAUGGUUUGGACCUAAAUACUCUCAUCAGGAUAUCUCCCACGUCUUUGACAUUUCAUUGGAAUGGGUCUCGCAGUUCUUCGGCAAGUAUGUCUCCUGCUUCUGGAGAAAGACAAGGCUGCUAUGGGCACUUGUCUGCUAGAAACAGCAGUAGCAGUCCACAUUCCGGUUCUGGAUCAUCUGUUCAUCGGCCGAGUAUCUCUUACACCCCUCAAACAACCACCAACGUGAGAGAUGCUAAGAGCGAUGGGUUGGACAUUGACCAACACUUCUUGGUGUGCCAAGAUAUGCAAACUCUUGAGCAAGGAAACUACUCUUUAUCCCAACAACUUGCUUUACAAAAUCAAGUAGUUGUUCCACAGAAUAACCUCCAGGUAGUAGAACAACAGGAUGCCAUGUUCAAAACCGAAUUUGAUGGUUCCUGCAUGAAUCCUUCCUCUGAUCCAGUGCUCUCAAGGCUACAACCACCACCUCCACACUUACUUCUUACUUCAAAUCGCCCUCCUCCCUCUUAUGAUCAGCACAUGGCAAGAAAAAUUGCUUUGCAAAAGAAGAGCUCUUCAGAAAACAGUCACCUAUCGAAUUAUUCCAGUUUUGAUGGCUCAGAAGGAGACCGAUUUGGUGAAGGAAACGAUAGCGAUCAAGGACUAAAACAACACCACAUCUGCAGAUGGAUCGAUUGCAGCACUAUCUUCCUGGAACAAGAGGAUUUGGUGAAACAUAUUGAGAACUCCCACGUUGAUCAAAGAAAGGGAGAAGACUUUACUUGCUUUUGGCAAGGUUGUCCACGUCGCUUUCGCCCCUUCAAUGCUCGCUAUAAAUUACUAAUUCACAUGCGAGUUCACUCUGGAGAGAAACCAAACAAAUGCAAGUUUGAAGGGUGUAACAAGUCUUUCUCUCGUCUGGAGAAUCUGAAGAUUCACCUUCGAUCCCAUACAGGAGAGCGACCAUACGUGUGUCAGUACGAAGGUUGUUCUAAAGCAUUCAGUAAUUCGUCUGACAGAGCCAAGCAUCAACGAACUCAUCAAGACACUAAACCUUACGCAUGCCAGAUACCCGGAUGUACUAAGAGGUAUACAGACCCAAGUUCACUACGAAAACACCAGAAAAAUCAUCAACCCAAAAGUGAUCCCGUUAGGAAAAAGUUAAGGGGUGUCCCUGGGGAAGCAGAUCCCCAAAUCCUUCGGGAAUGCCUAACGAUUCAACCAAUCAAAAUAAGUCAGUGUGAAGGAUCUCCACCCUUACACGAGCACAAUGACAGUGGGCUAGGACGGUCUCCCCGAAAUUCCUUUCAAGGUGUAUCUAGCGACCCCUAUCCAGGUGUAGUAUUACUAUCCAGUAACCAAUCAAGUCGGAGUAUCAGUAGCCACGCCUCUCCAGUUAGCCACCAUAGUAGCCCGGCCUUAACAGACAUCACCGAAUGCAACGAAACAGGGCAACAAGCCAACUCUGGCCGCAGGGUGCCGAUGCUUCCACCUAUCGGACAGAAUAAUCAACAAUUAUCUCGGCAAGACAGUUCUCAACGCUUGCGACCACAUACCCUACUUGGACGCCCGUUUAGCUCUAAGAAUGAGGGAUCGACAUUAAUCAAUCUGGACCUUUCAACUAACUCCAUGUUUAGGGACCAAGCCCUUAGUUCCUUGGGAGUAACUACCAUGGGAAAAUAUGGUUCCUCAAGUUCCACUGGUUCUUUCUGCGAUCGACAAUCACCAAGAUGCCAAAGUCACCUUUCUGCCUUUCCCCCUGUAGAAUACUACCCUGCAGAACUGAGCCUGGAUACGCUGUCACAUACUAGUGGUAUAUCGUGAAGACCAGAUUUGUUCAGCCAAACGUUGUAUGACUGUAAUCUUCAUGAUCAAGAAAUAAGAACUGCCCCACAUGAAGGCACUUGAGAGGAGUAAA